GUCAAGAAUUUCUAAGACCGGAGAGGGAAACUAUCGGGUAAGGAGAAAGUGAAGUCGAAAAGUGCAAAUUUACCUAGUUGCUCCUUGGAUGCGUUUGUACUACGGGAGGGAAUUUCAACCAGCCGUUGGUGAUAUCUGCCGUUACACUAAGUCCGUGGUAGCCACAAUCGCGCUAGUGCUACGAUGAUGGCGGAACACAACUCAGCGAGGAGGGACGGUCCUCCCCCCCCAUCGGCGACAGGUGGCGCUAGUACUAGUGUAAGGGAGUCAGUGGAAAAAUGUUACACACUGGGGGUAUGUCCGAAGAAUGCUUUGCUGGGCGAAGUUGUAGAGGAUAGAGAAGGGAAGCGCUUUGUGGUCAACGAACAGGUCAACGCCGUUAAAGAAGCCUGGUUGAAGGAGCAUACAGUCAUCGUCACCUUCCAAGGCGAGGCGAGGCAGCUUUCUCGACAGGUGAAGGAAGAUUUAGUCCGGGCUUACGAAGAUGGGUGGGGUGUGAGCAAAUUGUUCGGCCCUGUUGUGGAGAGAGGAAGGGUGAAAUUUGAGGGUGCAAACGUGGUCUCGUACGUUGCCCAUUCAAAGGACAUUGCGUCUUGGUUACUCCGCCAACAGGAAUUAAAAAUCAAGCUCAAGGAAGGAGAAGAGUAUGUUAUGACCUUCAAACCGUGGCGCCCUCUUCAAGAGCUCAAGGAAAUUCGACUUCAGGAAGCUGAGACUAAAUUCUGGAUCAUGGCUCUGGGUGUCCCCUUGGAUGCUUACUUUUAUCUACAUAGUGCGGUACAAGGCGUCUUUGGAGAGGUUCUGCUGAUGCACGCGCCGGAACACGACAGCUCAAGACCUAAAUUGAUGAACAUUAAAUUCGACAUGGCGCUAGAGACAAGAGACAAGGUGGACGAUGUUUUAACAAUCCAAUCUCCUACGGGGGAGAGAUGGAAGGUCGAAAUUGCAUCUCCUUACACCGAUUGGUGUAGGAGAUGCAGAUGGUACUUUCAUUCGGAGGAAAACUGCCCGAGAGCCCGUCAAGGAGAGGGAGGGGCAGCCCCAGGCCGCAGAGCGGGUGGUCACAAAAUCCGUUUCUCUCAACACCAGCUGAGACAGGAAAGGCAAGUUCCAGCCCCUCAGGCUACGGCGGCAAGACCAGCGGUUAAUCAGCAGGGACCGGCCCCGUCCGGCACUCAGGCCCACGACCCGAGGUGGGCAGAUCAGAUGGCAAGCGACGAGGUGCAGCAACCGGACCGAGAACUCAGAGGGAGAGGAGAGUUAGUACGGAGUGGAGGGAUAGGACUUGGGGAAAGAGAUUUGAAUCAGGUGAGUUCGGCGUUGGGCGGAGGGUUGGAUGAGGCCGUCCUGAGGGAAACGCGAGGGCUUACAGGUUACUGUCACCCCAGUUAUGGCGGCGCAGCGAAUGCAAUGGGUUUUGAUGAUGGGUACCUGCAAGGGCGGGGCGUUGAGUGGAUACCUCCGGAUCACUUGGGUGACCACUAUGCUGGUCCUACCUGGCAGGACAGGAUGGAGUGGCAGGCUGGCACAUUGACAGGCGAGAGAGAGCACCCCCCAUUUGGGAACAUCCAGUGGCAGGAUGCCUGCUGGGGACUCGACUCGCAAGAUGUCCGCAGAAGCAGAAUGGAGCAGCAGAAUCAAGAUCUGUACGGGAUUCCCCCACCAGCCCCGCUGUAUCCCACUCCGAGGUACCAGUAUAACUGGAGGGAUCUAGUUCCACAAAGUAGGGACGCACAGUCAAGGGGAGCUGGCUCCUCGUGGCGGGUGGAUAGACCAGGCCCUUCUCGGUUGGGCAGGCGGAGUACGAGUAGUGAUUGGAGGGACCCGGCGAGAGCCGGUGGAGGUGAGAGUAGGGAAGGUUAUUGGAGGGCUCGGGGCAGGCAGGAAACUCAUGGUUUGGGGGGAGGCGCCGGACAAGAGCGAUGUGCUUCUCAUAGGGACACGCGACAAGAUAGUCAAGGCAGGCUGCAGGAGAACAGGGGGAACUUGAACCUGAUCCAAGAGGAAGCAGGCGGGAAAGAGAAGACGGCGAAGGACCUGUCAAGAUCUUCGACCUCUUCUCUCUCCAGGGUGAAAUGGGGGAGCGAAUGGUACAAUAAUGAGAGAAUCUCUGAACAUUCAGAGGGAGAACGAUCCUCUAUGCUGAGCUCGGCAGCCUCCAAAAAGACGGACAGAGAAGAGAUUAGAGAGGCCAACCCUGUGUCUCAAGCACAAGACCGAAGGGCUGACACGCUGCACAAAAGUCAAGCAGAGAAAGUUCAAAGAAGGCUGGUGCCUCUCCUAUGCACUAUGGCGAACGAUGGCGCCUACUUUCUGGCGCUGGCGCAACCAGAUGGUUCGCCGUUGCUACCUUCUGUUGAUGUGGAGCAGGCUCCGACCCCAUCCGUCAUCAUCAACUCAACCAAGGUGAUUUACGGGCAACAUGUCCCGAUUUGUCUGAUCCCUCGCUCUACGAUGGUGAGCUUGAUCGUCGAAUCGGGAGAUCGGUUUUAUAAGCUCUAUUUCCCUCUGCUGGAUGCGAGGGUCUCUUCUGAAUUAGCAGAUUCCCUCACCCAGGCAGGGGUCAGAUGGGAAGACUCAAGGGACUCGUUCCAGGAACCUGCGGAUUGGUUGGACAGUGGGUUGGCAAUUGCUUCAGGGGUUUUGGAUGUGUGCUCUCGCAUUCUGGCGAAAUCGAGGAAUGUAAAAGAAGCAUUAUGCAAGAGGAGGGUGGAAGAGGCAGAAGAGAGGAUGGAGGGACACCCCAUCUCAGCAAUGGUGUGGGCGGCGGAAAGAGAAAGGCGUCUGGACGAAUGGGAUAAGUUACAGCUGGAGAAACAGAAAAGGUGGUCAGACUUGCUAAAAGAAAAAGGAAUCGAGACAUACGAUCAGAUGACUCGGGAGACCUUCCAGAAGUUGCAGCCGCACCGGGCCUGCCAGCAGACGGUUGAACUGCGCCACCCCUUCGAUGAGUCGGCUCCAAACGCUUCCACAGCAUCGUGCAUGCUGCACUACACCAAGCUGUAUUACGAGGACAUUUUGACCUCGAGAAGACCACAGGAUGAUCCGACUGCCGACCUCUCCGGGGAAUCAGACAUGUGGGAGGACACAUCUGUAAAGCUGACCGAAUCUGCGAAACUAGAUCUGGACCGGCCGUCGGAAGAUAUGAAUACUGCGGUGCUGCUGCUCGAUUUGGAGAAGACCUACGAUAAGGUAGGCUGGCCGUUUGUUUUCACAACCCUGAAGAAAAUGGGGUUUGGCUCAUCCUUCUGCAAAUGGGCGGUAGCGAUGUACACGUAUUCGACUUCCUCUGUAAUGAUUAAUGGUCACAUAUCCUCCUCCUUCAAGCUUUCUCGUUCGCUGAGGCAGGGCUGUCCCCUGGCCCCGCUCCUUUUCGUUUUGCAGAUGGAGGUCGUUUUGAACAGAAUCCGUCGGAACCCCAUGAUUCAAGGUCUGCGCCUGCACAGCGGCACCCAAUGCAAAGUUAAGGCUCUUGCAGAUGAUCUCUUCGUCAUCAGCAAGAACUCGAGGGAAUCCUUGGGCGCUCUUAAGGGCGUACUCGCAGAGUACUCAACCCUCGCGGAAGCGACCGUCAACUGGAGCAAGUCGGUGUAUCUGCUGCCAAUGCAGUUCGAACUUGCUGUGCAUUGGGGAAUGAAGAGAGUCAAAGAGGGAGAGGAAGAGAGGUUCUUGGGAGUGUUGGUUAGUUUACAGGUGGGGGUAUCUGCACAGGGACUGCUGCUGCAGCAACGAGUGACAGCGAGACUCCGAAUGUGGGGACUGGUCUGGCAUCUGUCGGUAAUUGGCCAGGCACUGGUAGCGAAUGUGGCCCUGUUCUCCAUCAUGUGGUUCGUCACGUCCGUCAGGAAGAUUUCCGAGAGCGUCUGGAGAGUCAUAAAAGGUCUGGUGGCACGUUUCAUUUGGAAGCCAAGAGCCAAAGAGGGAGAAGGCUGUCUGGUCAAAGUGGCCUGGGAUCUGCUUACCUUUCCUCGCGAUGAAGGGGGUCUGAACCUGGUAGACCCAGCGAAGAGGAACCAAGCCCAACUCAGUAUGUGGUUGCAUAAGGUGGCCAAUGCCCAGACGAAGGAGCACUGGAUAGAGCUGGCGGAACAAAUUCUAAUGAAAGAGUGGAAGCUGAGCCGCCCACAGGAUGCCUGGUGCUGUUUCUUUAUCCCGUCUUUCUGCCGAAAAAAGGUAAAAUCACGCUUUUGGAAAGAAGUGAUACGGGCUUGGAACAGUCUGCCACCGGAGGGCCGCUCCGAACCAGCGACUAAGGAGGAAAUUCAAGCUCAGCUGCUGUUUGAAAAUCCCCGAAUUGUCAAGGCGGACGGCGAUUGGUUUAAGGCGGACGACUCUACGGGCUCCUUCGGUGCAGCCUGGGUCCGUAAAGGCUUGGUCACCAUUGGGGACCUGUGGAAUUCACUGCUGGGAACCUGGAGAACAGUCCCUGAACUAUUGGAGUCCUUGCACCCCCUGAGAAAUGUGGAAGCACACAGGAAUCAACUGUUAGAAGCAAUCCCCGAAGAGUGGCGUCAUUUGCUGGGACCAGAGGGAGUCGACCCAGUUGGUACUUGGUAUGUCUCAGCGAACGAAGGGACAGUGGAGGUCUGGAAAGUGCUGGAGAUCCUAUCAAGUGGAUUUCGCAGAGUUCAGUGUUGGUCCGAUCAUCAUCACUCAAGUGAACUUCGUCUGUUGGAGGAGAAGGUUGUCAGAUCCUGGGACAACCCGCCCCAGGCAAGAGUGGUGGAAACGGGAGGUUCUUCGGAGCAUAGGAAGAAAUGGGUGUGGGUGGGGCAGACUCCUCUUCGGAAGCUGUGUGUUGAUCCCGAGGCGUGGUACUGGCAUUCGGGAGAAGCCCCUCGGCCGCAUCUCCGACUGUCUGAGUACUCAGUUGCGAUGGGCUACAAGUUGAGACUAAGAAGGAGCAACAAGCCCUCUCCUACAGACGUGGCUAUAAGAAGGUGGCAGGCCAUAACUACCGAAGACCUGUCAGGGGCAGGGCAGUCAUUCCGGAAUCUCUGGGACACACUGUCUAAACUUCCCAACGGUAAGCAAGUGUCUAUUUUAUGGAUGAUGUCCAUCCUGGUGACGCCCUCGGCGGUUUGGCUCACCAGUAGAGGGUUGCAAGUUGAACUCAAGUGUCCGCGAUGCUCUUGGCCUUUCGAAUCUACCCGACACCUGUGGUGGGAAUGCCCUGCUUCCCGCAGGAUUUGGAAAUGGUGGGAGUGGCACUGGGCUCGGUUUGGUGACCCGAGAGUUUGUUGGGAUGAGAAGUGGGUUCUGUUUGGUUUCCUAGAAACGGGGAUGGGGAUAUGUUGCCCAGGUGGUGAGGGGCCUGCUCUGCGAGACCAUUUGGAGAGACAGGAAUAGAGCGAGAUUUGAAGGCAGACCCUUUUCGGAUCUGGAAACCAAAAGUA
Messenger RNA from Chara braunii, 5396 nucleotides. NCBI's taxonomy places the organism in Eukaryota, Viridiplantae, Streptophyta, Charophyceae, Charales, Characeae. The record is from the annotation of a GenBank genome assembly.